Rhodamnia argentea is the source of this 2439-nucleotide messenger RNA. RefSeq names its product 3-phosphoinositide-dependent protein kinase 1-like. Gene Ontology annotation, biological process: intracellular signal transduction; peptidyl-serine phosphorylation. The transcript is spliced from 11 exons. Gene Ontology annotation, molecular function: protein serine/threonine kinase activity; ATP binding. The coding region runs from base 545 to 2026 and encodes 493 amino acids. The record is from RefSeq and is a predicted model, not a curated record. NCBI's taxonomy places the organism in Eukaryota, Viridiplantae, Streptophyta, Magnoliopsida, Myrtales, Myrtaceae.
UCAUUCAGCCCCAUGUGCUGUUCCCCUUCUCUUCUUCAAUCCCCAUACCUCUCUCUCUUCCUCUUCCGCCCUCAAAAUCCACGUUCCCUGUCCUCAUCAUCAACCCUUCCCCUCACUUUCUGUGUUCUUCGAAAGCAAAAGCUGAUAAUCUCUCAGACCAACCCAUCCCCCCUCCAAAAGAAAUAUGCGAAAAACAAAACAACCUCAUAUCAUAGACCACACAUAGAACACAAAGGAAUCAAAAUCAGUUCUUCUACUUUUCUUCUUUAUCAGAGAAUCCCACCCAAGUACCAACAUCCAAAAGAAGGGAAAAAAAAAAAGACCCCAACACAGAGAAAUAAUCUCUGAUCCAAUGUGGGUUUCCCUUUGAACGGUCAAAUCUCUCCUCCCCAGAUUUCUUGAGGGUGAAAGUUUGUGAAAGUUUAAAUCUUUCUCUUUUUUUUUUCCCCUAGAGAGGGAGAGAGGGGGUUGUGUUAAAAAGUUGGUUCUUAUGUAGGGUAAGCAGCUAUUCUUGUUCUUUCUAUUUGGUUGGUUUGAGGGAGAAAUGUUGGCAAUGGAGAAAGAAUUUGAUUCGAAGCUGAAGAUUCAGGGGAAUAAUUCCAAUAAUUCGUCCAAUGGAGGGAAUGUUCAGAGAUCUAAGAGCUUUGCGUUCCGGGCUCCUCAGGAGAGCUUCACGAUUCAGGACUUUGAGUUGGGGAAGAUCUAUGGCGUUGGCUCUUAUUCAAAGGUUGUGAGGGCAAAAAAGAAGGACACAGGAAUGGUGUAUGCAUUGAAGAUUAUGGACAAGAAAUUCAUCACCAAAGAGAAUAAAACAGCUUACGUGAAGCUGGAGAGGAUUGUUCUUGAUCAGUUGGACCAUCCGGGCAUUGUGCGGCUAUAUUUCACAUUCCAGGACACCUUUUCACUAUAUAUGGCACUUGAAUCAUGUGAAGGUGGAGAACUUUUUGAUCAGAUUACCAGGAAAGGUCGCUUAUCAGAAGAUGAAGCUCGCUUUUAUGCAGCUGAAGUUGUUGAUGCUCUAGAAUACAUACAUAAUCUCGGAUUGAUACAUCGGGACAUUAAGCCAGAGAACUUGCUCCUUACCAACGAAGGUCAUAUUAAAAUUGCUGAUUUUGGGAGUGUGAAGCCUAUGCAAGAUAGCAGUAUAACUGUCCUUCCAAAUGCUGCAUCAGAUGAUAAGGCCUGUACCUUUGUGGGCACAGCAGCAUAUGUUCCUCCAGAGGUCCUCAACUCCUCUCCAGCCACUUUUGGAAAUGAUCUCUGGGCGCUGGGCUGCACAUUGUAUCAAAUGCUUUCAGGAACUUCUCCUUUUAAAGAUGCAAGUGAAUGGCUUACGUUCCAAAGAAUUUUAGCAAGAGAUAUACGGUUUCCAGAGCAUUUUUCCGAUAAAGCUAAGGACCUCAUUGACAGGUUGUUGGACAUUGAACCUACCCGAAGGCCAGGCGCUGGACCUGAUGGUUACGACGCGCUAAAAAUGCACCCGUUCUUUACAGGAACUGACUGGCAAAAUUUAAGAAAGCAAAUACCACCAAAACUAGCUUUGGAGCAAGUGGUUCAUUCAGGGGAUGCUGAUGAUUCUCAGGAAUCUUCAUGGAACCCUUCUCAUGUGGGGGAUGGUGCAUUGAGGCAAGUUGAAGGAAAUAGCGGUCCUGCAUCAUCUUCCGAAUCAUCUGCUCAUAUAACUAGGCUCGCUUCCAUCGACUCCUUUGAUUCCAAAUGGCAACAAUUCCUAGAUCCCGGGGAAUCUGUCCUGAUGAUCUCGACGGUGAAGAAAAUAAGGAAGCUAACAAACAAGAAGGUUCAGCUUAUCCUUACUAACAAGCCCAAAUUAAUAUACGUGGACCCGUCAAAACUAGUUGUAAAAGGAAAUAUUAUCUGGUCCAACAAUCCUAACGACCUCAAUAUCCAAGUCGCAAGUCCUUCAAGCUUCAAAAUCUGCACGCCAAAGAAGGUAAUGUCAUUUGAGGAUGCAAAACAGAGAGCAUGGCAAUGGAAAAAGGCGAUCGAGGGUCUUCAAAGUCGGUGAGACUGCUUUGCUUUCGGACAUUUCGAUACUGUAGAGGCGCGAAGGGGGAUACAUAAAGCAAUCCGCCCCCAAGCAAUUUUUUACACGACGGACAAGCGAAAUUCGAAGUUCGAGAUUCGGAAUUUAGGUGCUCAGUGUAUCCCCCUUAAAGUCUCCAUCCCAAAUCUGCUGGUGACUGAUGCAAAUGGCAGCAAACAAUUUUCUUUCUUUUUCUCUCUCUCUCUUUUUUCUUCUUUUUUUUCCCCUCUUUUUUCUUUUUCCCCUUCUUUUUUUAAAUUAUUUGAUGUAAUUCCAAGCUUGUUUGUAAAAUGGAAAAUGGUUGUAGGGAUUCUAAGGGGGGUGUUCUCUUUAUUAUUUUUGUUGUAACUUGUAAUAACACUCAUCAUCAAUUUAUUGGAAAAAAAAAAAAGAAC